UCUGGGGGAUUUUAAGUGUCCAGGACUGGCUGUUCCGCUAGUCUUCCUUUCCCCUCCCUUCCCUGACUCCUCUGCCCCUUCCCUCCCCGCAGACUCCCGGGACCAUGAAGGUGGAAGGGAGCUCUUACCCAGUGGGAGAAAAGCCACCAAAUUGCCCCAGCUGCUGAUACUUAGUUCUCAGCGUCCCUUCCUCAUCCCGCCAGCCACUCCCUGGGUCCGAAGCACUAGCCCAAUUUUAAACACCCCUCCCGCUUUGAAGGAGGCUGGGCUGGCCAGGGGGUUAUUUUGGGAGCAGCUUCUGAGAUCCAAUGGCCUUGUUAGGGCAACACUGACCUUUCCAUCCCUGGAGGAGGGCAGGAUUGGAGAGGGGGCGGGGCGGCCGCCCGGAGAUCGACAGCCCCGCACACCCACUGGGGUGGAGGAGAAGGGGGCCAGCGGCUACAGGAAUUCAGCCUCGGGCUGGGGCUGUCACCGAGGGGAAUUUCCCCUCUUUGAAUCGGACUGGGGACCCUCCCACCCCACCCCUUUCACUGUGCCUUCUUAAAGGGAUCACACUGUUUUCCUCUGACUCCAUGGAAUCCAGACUUGGGACGCUCUGUGCAGACUUUGAAUCUUUCCCUCCCGCUUCCUUCCCAGCUGGCAGCCUUCCUCUGGCUGAUUGAGUGGGGGCCUCCCAGGCAUGGCACUGACCAGCCGACCCAGUGCUGACUUGGCUCCUGGGCUGCUUCAGCCUCUGCUGGCAUCUCGCGUGCCCCCUCCUGGGGCUCUGUGGCAGUGGUGAGUGGGGGGCCCAGCCCUGCGCCCUGAGCGUGCUUGGAGAGUGUCGCUGGCACCCCUUCGCCCUCUCCCCCAAGCUGGAGGACGGCGAGGUCGUCAGGAGCUAUGAUGAGAUGAGCGGGGGCCGCUUUGACUUUGAUGAUGGCGGGGCGUACUGUGGGGGUUGGGAGGGGGGAAAGGCCCACGGACAUGGACUGUGCACGGGCCCCAAGGGCCAGGGCGAAUACUCGGGUUCCUGGAACUUUGGCUUUGAAGUGGCGGGUGUCUACACCUGGCCCAGCGGAAACACCUUCGAGGGAUACUGGAGCCAUGGCAAACGGCACGGGCUGGGCAUAGAGACCAAGGGACGCUGGCUCUACAAGGGCGAGUGGACCCACGGCUUCAAGGGGCGGUACGGAACCCGGCAGAGCAGCAGCAGCGGUGCCAAGUAUGAGGGCACUUGGAACAAUGGUCUGCAGGACGGCUACGGCACCGAGACCUAUGCGGAUGGAGGGACUUACCAAGGCCAGUUCACCAACGGCAUGCGCCACGGCUACGGCGUGCGCCAGAGCGUGCCCUACGGGAUGGCCGUGGUGGUGCGCUCGCCGCUGCGCACGUCGCUCUCGUCCCUGCGCAGCGAGCACAGCAACGGCACGGUGGGCCCGGACUCGCCCACGUCGCCCGCCUCGGACGGCCCGCCGCUGCCCUCGCCCGCCAUCCCGCGCGGCGGCUUCGCGCUCAGCCUGCUGGCCAACGCGACGCGCCCCGCGCGCCCGGCCCGCGGCCUGUUCCCGCGCGCGCGUGCUCGCCGGCUGCGGCGCACCGAGUCGCGCACGUCCGUGGGCAGCCAGCGCAGCCGCGUGAGCUUCCUCAAGAGCGACCUCAGCUCGGGCAGCGACGCCGCCUCCACCGGCAGCCUGGGCGAGGGCGCCGAGGGCGCCGACGACGCCGCGCCCUUCGAGGCCGACAUCGACGCCACCACCACCGAGACCUACAUGGGCGAGUGGAAGAACGACAAGCGCUCGGGCUUCGGCGUGAGCGAGCGCUCCAGCGGCCUGCGGUACGAGGGCGAGUGGCUGGACAACCUGCGCCACGGCUACGGCUGCACCACGCUGCCCGACGGCCGCCGCGAGGAGGGCAAGUACCGCCACAACGUGCUGGUCAAGGGCACCAAGCGCCGCGUGCUGCCGCUCAAGAGCAGCAAGGUCCGCCAGAAGGUGGAGCACGGCGUGGAGGGCGCCCAGCGCGCCGCCGCCAUCGCGCGCCAGAAGGCCGAGAUCGCCCUCUCCAGGACAAGCCACGCCAAGGCCAAAGCAGAGGCAGCGGAACAGGCUGCCGUGGCUGCCAACCAAGAGUCCAACAUUGCCCGCACUUUGGCCAGGGAGCUGGCUCCAGACUUCUACCAGCCAGGUCCGGAAUAUCAGAAGCGCCGGCUGCUCCAGGAGAUCCUGGAGAACUCGGAGAGCCUGCUGGAGCCCCCCGACCGGAGCCCGGGCGCCGCGGGCCUCCCGGAGCGGCCCCGCGAGAGCCCGCAGCUGCAUGAGCGCGAGACCCCUCGGCCGGAGGGAGGGCCCCCGUCGCCGGCCGGGACGCCCCCGCAGCCCAAGCGGCCCCGGCCCGGAGCAUCGUCCAAGGACGGCCUGCUGAGCCCGGGCGCCUGGAACGGCGAGUCCGGCCCCGAGGGCAGCCGGCCCGCCACGCCGUCCGAGGGCGCGGGCCGCCGCAGCCCUGCGCGCCCCGCCGCCGAGCACAUGGCCAUCGAGGCGCUGCAGGCGCCGCCCGCGCCGUCGCGGGAGCCCGAGGUGGCGCUGUACCGCGGCUACCACAGCUACGCCGUGCGCACCGCGCCGCCCGCGCCGCCGCCCUUCGACGACGAGCCCGAGCCCGACGCCGCCGGGUCCGACUCGGCCCCCGCGUCCCCGGCCAGCGCCCCCGCGUCCCCGGCCAGCGCCGCCGCGCCCGACUCCCCCGCCAAGCUGGAGCCCAAGCCCAUCGUCCCCAAAGCCGAGCCCAGGGCCAAGGCCCGCAAGACUGAGGCCCGGGGGCUGACCAAGGGCGGGGCCAAGAAGAAGGCUCGGAAGGAGGCGGCGGCCGCGGCGGAGGCCGAGGUGGAGAUAGAGGAGGUCCCCAACACCGUCCUCAUCUGCAUGGUGAUCCUGCUCAACAUCGGCCUGGCCAUCCUCUUCGUUCACCUCCUGACCUGACCCUCGGCUACCAGAGCCAGGAAUUCCUGCUGAGGACGCAAAGACCCCUCUUUUUGUGGUGCCACGCAGGGUGGCCAAGGAGGACUGGAACCCCUGGGUCCAGCUCACUUCCACACCGCAGGCGUUCAAGGAGGCCUCCCGUGGCGCCCGCACUGGGUGGCGGAGGCACCCAGAGGACUCGAAUGCACAGGGAGGCCCCCAGGGAAGAGCCCUGGUCUCUGGAGCUCCCUGACCUGCUCCCGUCCCUCCCUCUCCCAUGCUCCCUCACCCCACCCGUAGGUCCCCUCCACCCCAGGCUUUUGUGUGUUUUGGGGGAAGUCCCCAAAUCAGGAUGUUAAUAAUAAAUCCCAGCCCCCUUCUUCCGCCCUUCCCUUGCUUAUUUUAGCCUCUGGCUGCAGGGCCGGGGCCCCCAAGCAAGCGGGGGGAGUGAUAGGACUCCUGUGGUGGGCCAGCAAGGGAUGCAGUCUCAGCACAGGGGCCCUUCCUUCGCAGGCUUGAUCCAGCACACACCUGUCCCUUGCUUACAGAUGUUCUGGAUGACAAUAGAGGAAAUGGAUAUGCUCAGCUUCAAUAUCCCAGGAGACAGUGCUCCCAUCUCCUCCCACCGGUCCAGUUGGCUUCCCUUCUGGACCAAUGGAAGAGGGGGAGAUGUAAGGAAUUGGAACCUUUAGCUGGGAAGCCACUGACCAGGUGGUGGGGGGUGGGAGUGGGAAGACGGGCUAAGGGGCCGUUAGGAUGGCCCCUGUUUUGAGUGUGCCUGAGCCCAAGGUUGGCAUUGCAUUUAGGGCUCCCAGUGUGCUCAGAGUGCUCAGGGUCACCCUGGGGGAGCCCCGGGGCUGACAAGGUAGAGCUCCUGUGAGGCCCUGUGAACUGGUUUGUCCACACCCCAGCUCAGGGGAGCAGGAGUGGAAGCCCUCGGAAGCCCAGGCAGACCUCCCUGGGGCAGACUAGCAGGCAGGUGCUAAACAGGCUCCUUGUCAACAGCCUUUCCCGGGGAGGGAGGAGGAAGUCUGGGCUCCCACUGGGCGCAGUCUGUGCAAUAAUUAGCCCUUUGGCUUGUUUGGCAGAAGAGAGUGUUUGCAUGUAGCCCAUUACAGAUGUUUGGUACCACACUGGGUCACUGGGCCCUUGUGCUUGCUGGGGGUGGCUGGAGGCUGAGGGAUUAUGGUACCCUGCCCCCGGGAGGACAGAAGGAGUGGCCCCUCUCAGUUGGGGGAAGGAUGUGGUGACAGCAUCCAAGCAGAGGUAUGGAGAACUGUGGCCCUUCUGCCUUGGUUUCUCUGGACCUGGGGCCUUUGGCGUGGUGACCUGGCCUCUGGGGGCAGCUCUACGACCUGCGGUUUGCUUCUGAUGGGGUCAGCUCUCCCUUUCCCCCCAGUUCUAGGCAGCCUUCCUCCAGCUUCACACUUGCUGUUUCAAGCACUGCUGGGGACUCGGGGUGUGGCUGGAAUCUUGGACUGCGUUUCUCGGAUUCUCCCAUCCCCACCAGGGCCCGUGGCUCUGCAUCUGUGUUUGGGCUUUUCUGGCCUCCUAGGGAAUGUAGGGGGAUGGCCGGGGGCACUGCUCAGGCUGACAGGCUCCAGGUUUUCGGCCUGGCCCAGUGCUAAGGAUUAAGCCUCCCGCUGCCAGAGCUCCCAGGCCUAGUUUUGGGGCUGGUGUUUGGGGCGAGGGUUCAGGAUGCUGCAGUCUGUGCAAUAAUAAACGUGCAUCUGCUCACGG
Molecule: messenger RNA, 4679 nt
Organism: Equus caballus (horse)
Lineage: Eukaryota; Metazoa; Chordata; Mammalia; Perissodactyla; Equidae
Gene: JPH2
Product: junctophilin 2
Cellular component (GO): endoplasmic reticulum membrane; sarcoplasmic reticulum; junctional membrane complex
Source: RefSeq, a predicted model, not a curated record